AACACAAAAACACACAUUCGUCACAAGAAAGAAGAGAAGGAAAAAAAAACAUUGUUAGGCAGCUUUGAACAACCUGAGAAGAAGGGAAAAAAAGAAAGAGUUGUUGGGACUUGGGACUUUUACUUUUGGGUUGAUUGCAGCUUUCUUCUUCUUCCUCUCCUUCUUUCUGAUCUUUGGUGGGAAUUUCUUCCCUUUUCAUUUUAUGGGGUGAAAUGGGAAAGAAAGGCAGUUGGUUUUCUGCAAUCAAAAGACUUUUCACACCCAAAUCUUCCAAGGACAAGGAAAAGAAAAAAUCAAAGGCAAAUAAGGGAAAGAGGCAUGGAGAGAGCAAAUCAUUUAUUCCACUCUUGAGAGAACCAAGCAGUAUUGAGAAGAUAUUGGAGGAGGCAGCUGCAGAUGAUGAACAUAGACUGCUUCUUAAUCCCCAACCAAAAUUCUCUCAAAACAUCUCUUCGCCCCGACCUGUUACUUCUCCGAGGGUGACAUCUCAAAGGGCUGCUUCCCCUAGAGCUACUUCAUAUAAGGCAAGGAGGAAACGCAAAGAAGAUAACCGUUAUGUGCAUAGACCCGAACCGGCUUUAGAAGUGCUUCAUGCCAAGGCUAUCGUGAUCCAAACUGCCUUUAGAGGCUAUAUGGCGAGGAGGAGUUUGAGAACUUUGAGAGGCUUAGUGAGGCUUCAAGGAGUGAUGGGAGGAAAUAAUGUGAAGAAGCAGAGCUUGAAUGCCCUUGAACAAAUGCAGUUUAUGGUUAGCGUUCAAACGCAGGUUCAAUGCCGAAGGAUCCAAAUGCUGGAAAACCAGGCACUUCAGUUCCAAGUUUUCAAGAAUGGCAAUGGCGCCGCAAGCAAUUGGACACAACUGACCGGUGUGGGUAACACAGAGAAUUGGGAUGAUAGUGUUCUAACCAAAGAUGAAAUUGAACGGAGGGGGCGAAGAAAAGUGGAGGCAAUUGCCAAGAGGGAAAGAGCCAUGGCUUAUGCAUAUUCUAAUCCCCAUCAUCAUCAGAAAGGCAAUAGCCAGAGAUGGAGUUUGUAUCCCACCAUAAUAUGGUGGAAUUGGUUAGAUGAUCUCCGCGAGUCUUCUGACAAAAAUGCCCUCCCAACACCAACAUCAACAAAAUCAGCUGCUCCAAUGGGUAGCAAACAGUCUGAAGAUUCAUAUGGUAAAACGUCGCGGCCUCCAGGCAGCUCUAGCAGUUUGACAAGCUGUCCUCCGUUUUCGGUUCCAAGUUACAUGGCACCAACUGCUUCAGCCAAAGCCAGGGAGAGGAAUAGUGAUAGUCACCUGAUGGGUGAAUCAUCGAAGAGGAGGUUUUCUUAUCCUUUAACCCCGCAGAACAUUGUCGAAAAGGAAGCGGAUAAACAUGGAGGAGAUUGUGUGAGUGUGGAUUCCACUGUUUCUAUGUCUGGGAGGAAGCCAUUUAACAGAUUUGUGUGAUUGGAUUUCUUUCUUAUUCUUUUUAAAGGUUGACAUUUUGGUUUCUCUUCUCCUUGUUCAUGUCAAUAACCCUUCUAAUUUGUUCAUUUAAUCAUGAUUUUCCAGUCACUUAGUCAUGCCAUUCAUCGUGUAAAAAAACGCGUAGCAGUUCAGAAAUUUCGUAAACAAACAAAUUUGGAUUAGUAAUUUGACAAAAUGGUCUUGGAAAAGAAUUAAAGAAUUAAGUUGAAACUAAUGAAAAUUUUGAUUGCAUAUUUAAAAAAAAUACAGAAAUUGAAAGGAAAAUGUGAGAUGAAUUUAGUAGACAAGUCCCUUUCAGAGAUCACUCAUCUGUGGAUACAUCUCAGCGGUUGUCUGGCCGCCGCUGAUUUCGCACAGCUUUCUAUUUCAUGCAAUUCGAGUCCGGCGUCGGAAAUUUGAUCUUAACGACGCCAUCGGCGAUGCAUAUUCGUUGUUCCGGUAGGAAGAUGGAGAGAAAAGGAAUGUUGCGAUUUGUUCGAGGCCGUAAUCAAAACGAAAAAAGUUUGAAAGGCACGGAGAAUCGCUGUGUGAUAUCGCCAACCUUCAAUGCAAGAUAAUCCGCCAUUAAUGAGACGCUCUUGCUCUGCAAAUUGGCUUAUUCGGUCACAAAUACAAUCGGGAAAGCGAGAUUUUUUUAAUAAAAAAAUAAUAAAAACAAAAUAGAACGAGAAAUGGGAAGAGCACCGCCGGCAGCUGGGUGGAGUAGAUGAUGGCUCCGAGAUGAGAUGAAUACGUUG
This is a messenger RNA of Cuscuta campestris, 2194 nucleotides long. The record is from the annotation of a GenBank genome assembly. Lineage: Eukaryota; Viridiplantae; Streptophyta; Magnoliopsida; Solanales; Convolvulaceae.